AUGAAUUCCCAAAGAGCAGCAGUCAGCGGAGGGUCCGGAACAACUCCAACAGCAGCAAACAACGUUGGUGGUGAUUCUGGAAGUCCACGUCGGGGCUCUCAAUCAGGAACUCUCUUCUCGGGUCUGAUAAACCAGAAGAGAAAUAGCACCGAUGCAUCAGCAGCAGCUCGCAGAGCAAGCUUUGCUGAACAGAAGCCCGCCGCUGGUGUCCUUGGUAAGAUGUGGAAUAACUUCACUACUGGAGGAGCCAAGUAA
Messenger RNA from Glarea lozoyensis ATCC 20868, 255 nucleotides. RefSeq lists its product as uncharacterized. Bases 1 to 255 code for a protein of 84 amino acids. The record is from RefSeq and is a predicted model, not a curated record. NCBI's taxonomy places the organism in Eukaryota, Fungi, Ascomycota, Leotiomycetes, Helotiales, Helotiaceae. The transcript has 3 exons.